Rodentolepis nana is the source of this 249-nucleotide messenger RNA. The record is from the annotation of a GenBank genome assembly. NCBI's taxonomy places the organism in Eukaryota, Metazoa, Platyhelminthes, Cestoda, Cyclophyllidea, Hymenolepididae.
AUGUGGCCUGUGUUGGGUUAUUCGAGGCGGUAUGGGUCAGGUGAACGGAGACUUCUUCAAUUCGCAAACAUGGAUGAUUGUGUGGCAAAUAUGGCUCUUGUUGCAGGCUUCCUCAAUUCCAUACUUCAUGCUUCUGACUUCCUCAAGUCAACAGAUGGCAUUGUCGUUGCAGUUGUUACCUUUGCUGCUGAAAUGGCUCUAAGUAUCUCCCUAGGCCGAUAUCAGAUCAUAAUUAAAGAACAGAAAUGA